AUGCAAAUCACUUCAAAGAUGCCCUGCACAGAUUACUCGUCCGACACUGAAGAAUGUACACCAGAUUGCAAAUUCCCAACGUCAGGUGAAAACCCAGUUGGCCUAGAUGGACCUCCCAGACACGGAUCCCAACAGUCUCAUGGGCCUGGAGAAUUCAUGCCUGGUGGAUUUUCUAGAUCCCAUCCACCAGGACCACCGCCCUGUGGUCAUGGCUUUUUUGAGCACGGUCGUGACGGUCGUCAUUCUCAAGGCUUUGGGAGAGGAUUCAGAGGUGGCAGAGGUGGCAGAGGUGACACAGGUGACAGAGGUGGCAGAGGUGGCAGAGGUGGCAGAGGUGGCAGAGGCGGUAGGAGUGGCCACAGAGGUGGACGAGGAGGUCAUUAUGGCGAUCCCUGGCUCUCUGCUCCCCAUUUUGAAUGUCAUAUGCACCACCACCAUUACGGCCAUGGUCCUGAAAACUUCUCUGGGCCACACUCAGGAUUUAGCAGCUUCAAUGAAGCUCCUAUUCACCCACCUUCAUAUGUUCCUUUCAUCCAGGAUAGGAGCUGGCAGUUCCCCCACGGCCACCGCUACCAUAAUCACCAUCAACCCCACGGCCUCCGGACCCAUCAUCAUGGGAGAGGACCACACCACUUCGAUUUCCAAAAAGGUCCCAUAAAUGAUGGGGACGCUCAUUGGCGCUCCUGCUACAAUAAUUUUGUUAGUCCACACCGCUGGUAA
Molecule: messenger RNA, 720 nt
Organism: Lachancea dasiensis
Lineage: Eukaryota; Fungi; Ascomycota; Saccharomycetes; Saccharomycetales; Saccharomycetaceae
Source: the annotation of a GenBank genome assembly